CUCCUCAACUGAUCAUCGAAGAAUCUCUUAUCUUCUGCGCCUAUCUUACCCUCUUUCAGCUUUCCUUUAUCCGUUCAUCUCUUGUCGGUCGCUCAUUAUCCUCUCCUACCUCAUCCAUCUUCCCAAUUGCUCCUGUUCAAUUGCUGCUUUCUCGAUUCUCUAUAUAAUCGCCGUACAUAUUUUUCUAGGGUUCUUAAUUUGGGGAUUUUAUUUUCUCUUGUGGCUGAAUUGGAGUACUCUUCUGAUUGUUAAAGUUCUUCCGGAAGGAUUGAGAGUUGAUUUCAAGGAAUUGAGAUUGAAAUGGCUUCUCUGCAAGGACCUGUUGUUUCCCCUGUAGUCCGAGCAAAACGGAUUGCGCCAUGUCUGCUUGUUAAUUCAUCUCUGCUCGCCCGAAAGGGGCUUAGCUAUGGCAAGAGCAAUAAUACACUUCAUCGACAUACCGAAAGGAAAUUCAGAAAAAUUCAUUGUAGUUUCAGCUCAUCUUCGGAUGGCAGUGGUAGCAUGGCUGGGAAUUCCAACGAGAACGAUGCUAGUUAUGUUAAUUCAAGCGUCGUCGAAGCUGUCGAAGUCAAAAGUGGCCCCGAAGGCUUCACGAUCAAGAUGAGAGACGGUAGGCAUUUGAGGUGCGUACAUAACAAUCCUACGGGCAGUCAUAGGCCCGAUUACGCCCCACAUCCUGCCAUUGUACUGAAGAUGGAAGACGGGACAGGGUUGCUUCUCCCGAUAAUUGUUUUGGAGAUGCCGAGUGCCUUGCUCAUGGCUGCUGUUCGAAACGUCCAAAUCGCUAGGCCUACUAUAUACCAAGUGGUCCGGGAUAUGGUCGACCGGAUGGGCUAUGUGGUGAAACUCGUGCGCGUCACCAAGAGGGUGCACGAAGCAUAUUUCGCCGAGCUGCAACUCGUAAAGUCUGACAACGAAGCGGAGUGCAUCAGCUUAGAUAUGCGCCCUUCGGACGCGAUCAACAUUGCCGUGAGAUGCAAGGUGCCGAUACAAGUCAAUAAGUACUUGGCCUACACUGACGGUAUGCGAAUUAUAGAGUCAGCGGCGAAGGUGUCCGUGCACGUCUCUUCUUCCGGUCAUCUGAUCUCCGAAUUGGACAGACCUACCGGCCAGCCGUGCACGGAAGCAAUGGAAUUCGAUUUGAUGCGCAACAUGGUGAUUGCCGUCGGAGAGGAGCGUUAUCAAGACGCAGCUCUAUGGAGGGACAAACUGAUGCAGUUCCGGUCCAAAAGGAAUUGGACAUGACAUGACAUGACGACCGUGUCUGUUUCGAUCGAGCCGUGAAGGUUGUUCUGGUCGUUGUUGUCGUCGUUGUCGUCGUCUUUUCUUUGUUCAUGUGGAGGUUGCAAGCAUUGAUAUAGCUAUGUACAUAGGGCAGCAUUGGUCAGUUGUUUCCAGUAACUUAGGUUGUCGGGGAAGAAGAUGAAUGCUCGUACGGUAUAUAGUAGUCGGCCAUAGCCUUUGCAUCUGUAUAGCUACUCUUAACUCAUACAUAAGUUGCUUUAUAUAAGUUUCUUUCAUCUGAA
Molecule: messenger RNA, 1526 nt
Organism: Andrographis paniculata
Lineage: Eukaryota; Viridiplantae; Streptophyta; Magnoliopsida; Lamiales; Acanthaceae
Product: bifunctional nuclease 1-like
Exons: 10
Coding region: 301-1245 (314 amino acids)
Biological process (GO): protein ubiquitination
Cellular component (GO): nucleus; VCB complex
Molecular function (GO): nuclease activity
Source: RefSeq, a predicted model, not a curated record